AAUGCACAUGUGUUCCUCGGAGAGUUCGAAGUGGCAGCUGAGCAUUAUCGAAGGACUCUCUGGCUCGCCCAGGAACUUGGUGACAGGGCAGUUGAAGCUCAGGCAUGCUAUUCGCUCGGAAACACGUAUACUUUGCUCAAAGACUACACGACUGCGAUUCAGUUUCAUUUGAGGCAUCUGAAGAUCGCUCAGGAAUUGAUGGACCGCGUAGGAGAAGGGAGAGCGUGUUGGAGUUUGGGGAAUGCUCACGCUGCGAUCGGCGAAAAUCAGACCGCGUUGAAAUACGCUCAAAAGCAUUUAGAGAUCUCGAAAGAUGAUUAG
Notodromas monacha is the source of this 321-nucleotide messenger RNA. The record is from the annotation of a GenBank genome assembly. Lineage: Eukaryota; Metazoa; Arthropoda; Ostracoda; Podocopida; Cyprididae.